GUAGCCAAAGUCAUAGGCCUUAAUUAAAUUAUUUGGUCAAGUUAGUUAUAGCAGUAAAUUAAUUACUUCUCCAAUGGCUGAUUCAGGCUCAGCCUCUUCCAAGAGAAUGUGGUGUGCCAUUCCCGAAAGACUUCAGCUGCAUGUGGCCAUGUUGGCCCUGCAGUUUGGCUAUGCUGGAUUCCAUGUGGUCUCAAGAGCUGCACUUAACAUGGGCGUUAGCAAGCUAGUUUUCCCUGUCUAUCGGAACGUCAUCGCUUUGCUUCUGCUCCUUCCCUUUGCAUACUUCUUGGAAAAGAAGGAUAGGCCUGCGAUGACUUUAAACUUUAUCGGGCAGUUCUUUAUGCUGGCUCUUGUAGGGAUUACAGCAAACCAAGGUUUCUACUUGCUUGGGUUGGAGAACACAUCCCCUACCUUCGCAUCAGCAAUACAGAACUCUGUCCCAGCCAUUACAUUUCUCAUGGCAGCCAUACUCAGGAUAGAGCAAGUGAGACUGAACAGAAAAGAUGGGUUGGCUAAGGUGGCGGGAACGGUGUUGUGUGUAGUUGGGGCAACUGUGAUUACACUUUACAAAGGUCCAACUAUAUACAGUCCAGCAACUCGUGUGAAUAGCAGCAACACGAGACCAAAUUUAUUUGAUUUUGGGUCACUUUCACUGGGAGAUGCAAAGGGUAAGAAUUGGACCCUUGGGUGUCUCUACCUCAUUGGCCAUUGUUUGUCGUGGUCUGGUUGGCUUGUGUUGCAAGCACCGGUACUCAAAAAGUACCCGGCUCGCCUCUCUGUCACUUCCUACACCUGUUUCUUUGGACUCUUACAGUUUCUCGUUAUUGCUUUGGCCUUUGAAAGAGACGCCCAAGCAUGGCUUUUCCACUCUGGUGCAGAAGCUUUCACAAUUCUAUACGCGGGAGUGGUGGCAUCAGGUAUUGCCUUCGCUGUACAAAUAUGGUGCAUCGACAGAGGUGGCCCUGUGUUCGUCGCCGUGUAUCAGCCUGUUCAGACUUUUGUUGUUGCCAUUAUGGCUUCCAUUGCUUUAGGAGAAGAGUUCUACUUGGGCGGGAUCAUUGGGGCAGUGUUGAUUGUAGGAGGACUGUACUUUGUCUUGUGGGGUAAAAGUGAAGAGAGGAAGAUUGCAAGAGAACAACUUGCUAUUACGUCAAAUGCUGAGCAUGGCAUCAUAAGGCCCCCAAGCCACACCAAAGCAUCACUUACUCAGCCACUCCUCUCUUCAUCAACUGAGAAUGUCUGAACAAGAAAACCCUAACUUUAAACCACAGCAUUUUCUGGCGAGAAGAAAAAGUAAAGGGAAAAAAAUUAUACCAGUUAUACAUUUACUAGUUAUUACUACUACUUUGUGUCAGCAAGCUUGUGUGUGUUCCAACCGGUUUUCAUCUUCUCUCCCCCCCCCCCCCCCCCAUUUUUCUUUUUUUAAAUUCAAAUGCUUUUUCAGUAGGUCAAUUUAGAAUGAGAGAAUUAUGGAAAUGAUUGUAAUGGUGGAUGCCACUUAAAGUGGGGCCUAGAACCUGAA
Messenger RNA from Abrus precatorius (Indian licorice), 1522 nucleotides. Its product is annotated as protein WALLS ARE THIN 1-like. Gene Ontology annotation, molecular function: transmembrane transporter activity. Gene Ontology annotation, cellular component: plasma membrane. The transcript has 6 exons. Bases 74 to 1243 code for a protein of 389 amino acids. NCBI's taxonomy places the organism in Eukaryota, Viridiplantae, Streptophyta, Magnoliopsida, Fabales, Fabaceae. The record is from RefSeq and is a predicted model, not a curated record.